Plodia interpunctella (Indianmeal moth) is the source of this 1579-nucleotide messenger RNA. It is a transcript of the gene Acat1, whose product is annotated as Acetyl-CoA acetyltransferase 1. Gene Ontology annotation, molecular function: acetyl-CoA C-acetyltransferase activity. Lineage: Eukaryota; Metazoa; Arthropoda; Insecta; Lepidoptera; Pyralidae. The transcript has 3 exons. The record is from RefSeq and is a predicted model, not a curated record. Gene Ontology annotation, biological process: fatty acid beta-oxidation. Gene Ontology annotation, cellular component: mitochondrion. The coding region runs from base 120 to 1385 and encodes 421 amino acids.
UUAAUGUAAAUAUAUUUUUUAAGCGAUAAGUUUCAUUUUAUUUGUACUUUGUAGCCAGUUCUCUUCUCAAUAGUUUGCAAUACCUUUUUGUGUUCGUGGUGUUAUCAAAAGAAUAAAUCAUGAUUUUUCUCAAAGGAAAUCGGAUAAUUAGCAUCAAAAUGUGUUCAGCAAAGCUUGUGAAAGCAAUGGCAGCGUAUUCGAGCAAAGUGUCCCUCAAUGAGGUGGUGAUCGUAUCAGCUGUAAGGACUCCAAUUGGAUCAUUCAGAGGGAGCCUGGCUAGUCUAUCAGCCUCAGACCUUGGAGCUAUCGCAGUUAAAGCAGCGGUCGAGAGGGCCGGCAUUCCCAAGGAAGAAGUAAAAGAGAUUUACAUUGGAAAUGUAUGUCCUGCAAACCUGGGACAGGCCCCAGCCCGACAAGCCUGCAUUUUUGGUGGUCUCCCUAAAAGCACAAUUUGCACUACAGUAAACAAAGUGUGCUCUUCAGGGAUGAAGGCGAUCAUGCUGGCUGCACAAGGCUUACAGACCGGAGCCCAAGAUGUCAUGCUCGCAGGAGGAAUGGAGUCGAUGUCUAAUGUACCCUUCUAUCUGAAGAGAGGAGAAACAUCUUAUGGUGGAAUGCAACUAGUUGAUGGAAUUGUAUUUGAUGGCCUCACUGAUGUAUAUAAUAAGUUCCAUAUGGGCAACUGCGCAGAGAACACUGCUAAGAAAUUGAAUAUUUCCAGACAAGAUCAGGAUGAGUAUGCUAUCUCAAGUUACAAACGCAGUGCUGCUGCACAUGAAGCUAAAGUAUUUGCAGAUGAAAUUGUGCCUGUACCAGUACCUCAGAAGAGAGGAGCACCGCCUAUCAUAUUUUCAGAGGAUGAAGAAUAUAAGAAAGUAAAUUUUGAGAAAUUCAACAAGUUGGGAACGGUAUUCCAAAAAGAAAAUGGAACUGUGACAGCUGGCAAUGCAUCUACAUUGAAUGAUGGUGCUGCUGCUUUGGUUCUGAUGACGGCUGAUGCUGCAGCAAGACUUAAAGUCACUCCUAUUGCCAGAGUUGUAGGCUUUGCUGAUGGUGAAUGUGACCCUAUCGAUUUUCCCAUUGCCCCAGCAGUAGCCAUCCCAAAACUGUUAGAAAAAACUGGAGUAAAAAAGGAUGAUGUAGCACUCUGGGAAAUAAAUGAAGCUUUCAGUGUAGUAGCAGUUGCCAAUCAAAAGGUAUUAGACUUAGAUCCCAAAAAAGUGAAUGUCCAUGGAGGAGCAGUUAGUCUUGGCCAUCCAAUUGGCAUGUCUGGUGCUCGAAUUGUAGUGCACCUGUGCCAUGCUUUGAAGAAAGGGGAGAAGGGUGUUGCAUCCAUUUGCAAUGGAGGAGGGGGAGCUUCAUCUAUUAUGAUUGAAAAAUUGUAAGUUUUCCCACACUGCUUUACUUGUGCCUUCGAUAAUUUGCUGUAUAACAGUUGUAUAAUAGUAUGAGUGAAAUAUUAUUUUUAAGUAUAAACUGAUUGUUGAACAUUGACGAAUUUAAAUUGUAUAUAAAAUUAUUUUAUACCUGGUUGUAGUGUGUGCUAUGAAUGUUAAAUAAAUCAUCUAUUUCCAUUUGA